CAAAUGUGCAUUUACCAGUGCAGGCAGCUUAUAACAGUCGUGGCCUAAAGCAUUCCAGUUGCUGCUCAAGUAGAGAAGCACACAAAAGGCCCCUGACUGCUGCUGUCAUAUCUUCCUGCAGUCGAGACAGUGACAAGUUGUCCUCUUUAAUUGAAGAUCCUUGCAUAGACAAAAAAGUUAAAGUUGUUCUUUGUGAAACCAAAAAGGCACUUAUAAACUUUGAUGAUAAAUGUAUGAAAGGGCACUCAAAACAGAGUAGCAAGUGCAAAAGAAAACAUAAACAUUUCAGGAGGUUGCCUGACUCGGAGGCUAAAUCAGAUCCCUCUUUUGACUCACAAAAUGGGGGUAAGCAUAAUAAAAGUCACAAAUCUUCCCACGCAAGCCAUUGUCACAAGCCUUGCAAAACCAUGCAUCUUUGUGAUGUACAAGAGCCCAUUUCAGAUGGCUUGGAUUCUACUGGUAACUCCCCUGACAUAAGUGACGACAUUAGUGAAAACAGACCCGGGAAUGUUGCAAUAUCAUCUAAUGUUUUAUCUUUAGUCAAGGAAAGUUCAAAAGUUCAGUACAAUGCAGUCCAGGCAAUAAGAAAACGCUAUGUUUUAAACAGGCGGCUUAAAAUUAAAAAAUCUGUGACUGCCAGUGUCAACAAUAACUCUAGUCAGUAUUCAAAUGUUCCUUCAAACAACCCACUUGACCAGGAUGGGGCUGGUCAUUCUAAAGUUGAUAAAGAGGCUGUGUCAAACGUGACCAGAAAUGCACAGCCCUACAACAUAGCCACAAGCUGUGGAAAAUCAAAAGCUGUUAAAGUUGGAGGCAAGCAGAAGGAGAAAAAAAAUCACUACAAUGAGUGGCUAACAGAGGAUUGGUUCCAGAAGCAUUUUGACAACUCUGAGUCUAAAAAGCUUGACGAAGAACCAAAGGCCAAAUGGAGGGUGGUCACGCAUGACUCGCCGGGAAAGGUGAAGCUGAAAGUGGUCAGAGACUGUGGAUCUCCUGUCAGAAAGGCCAACAAAUCCUUGCUCAAGAACUCACAGGGCAGGCCUGAACCUUGGGAAGGAGGUCUGAAAAAGGCUUUGAUCAAAAGACACACCAGUAUGGUGGUCCCUCACAGUUCCAAAGGGAAAAUGCCUGUCAAAAGUCUUCACAGGUCCAUGUCAGACAGUAACUGCUUGGGUGCAAUGGUGUGUGUCACCUGUAGCAAGAGCAGCCAUGGAAAAAAAUUGUCCAGGUGUGAAAUUGGUCAUGGUGUAUGUGUCACAUGUUUGGAAGAUCAGGUCAAGGCCAUUCUUACGGGCAAGGUCAAGGUGGGUUAUUUUAAUUUUGAAGAAAUAUAUAAUACAUAUUUGUAAGAUUUCUGACUUUUUAACAAUUUUCCUUUUUUUAAACAAAAAAAUAAUUAAAUAAUCCUGCAAUUAAUAAUUUUAAAAUUCAUAUUCCCCAGCAAAGGAACAUAAAAUGCCCCUCGUCUAACUGUGAUAAAGUUAUAACAUUUGGUAAGUCAAUUAUGUCAUUGUCAAUUAUUUUUUUAAAAAUAAAUAAUUACCAAAACAGCCUUUAUUUAAAAGAAAUAGAUAAUAAUAAUCAUGGGGCGGUACUUCCUGAGCACCACAUUGUCUGUUGUCAAUUUCAGCUGGCCAUAUAUGAAAUAACCUUGCCCAGUCAUUGCCAACAAGCGCCACGUGCACCCCUAACAAGUUAAAUAAUGUAAAUUGAAUGAAGAACAAAUAAGUUUAUUUGUGAGACUCGUUCUUCCUUCAAUUUACACAGAAAUCAAUUGUAUAAAGUUAAGUGAGGCAAAGAUAAACAAAUAUUUCACAUUUGUUUCGUUAUAUUUCUUUUUAUUUUGCAUAUCAUUAUGUGCGUUAAGUAUAGAUUUAUAAUUGUAUAAAACUUUAUUUAAGUAUUUGGUAUAAUGACAUGCAGACUGUGAAAAGUUAACUCGCUAUCAAAGUAGCUCAUGAAGCCUUUUUGGUUGUCCACCCCUGACUUUGCCAGUACACACUAAGAACCUUUAUAAAUAUGAAUGGUGUAAUUCUUUAAAGUGGGUCAGAAUGUUGGACACACCUGGUAUCAACAUUCUGCUUCAGAGACAGUUCAUGAACAAGCCGAGGUAUCAUCACAUUAUUGAAAAGGAAAUAUUAAUAUAAAAAAUAAAUGUAACAUAACACUCUCUCAAAGGCCUAGUUCUCAUAUGCAGACUCAACAGACAGCACAGAAAAUUUGUUUUCGAUUUCAGCUUAGAAAUCAAGUGCAUAUAUUUGUAUAUUAUUAAAUGUUAUUUAAUUUGUAAGCUUGGUCUAACUCUUGGUCUUUCACAUUCCGAAUUUUAACAGAUGAGCUAAAACAAACACUGCCACAAUUUGUUGUGGACAUUCUUGAGGAAAAACUUGACAAGGCUUAUUUGGACUAUAUCACACAUUGGAUGUUUACAGACGAGAAGCUAAAAUCUAGGUAAGGAUAUUAUUUACACCUGUAGCAGGUAGGAGAAAAAAAAUGGCUGCAAGACAUCCAUUUUAGUUUUAAAAGUCUCAUAAGUCUCUAAACUGGAAAGUUACCUGUUUCCAACUGUGUAUGUUCUAAAGUAACAUUCCCUCUAUAGUUCAACAUUUCUCACAUGAUGAAUUUUAACAGGUUUAAAUUGGAGUAAAAUAAAUUUUUCCAACAAUGUAGUUUAUAAUCCUUCAGAAAUUUUUACAAAGACCUAAGUUUCUGAUUUGAUUAGAUUAAAAAUAUUCUAGAUUUUUGUCUGCCAAAUUAUUGUAAACCUUGUGUUUUAUUACGUUACAGAUCAGAGUUUGCCACAUCAGAAACAGUGGCCCCGCCAUGUCCCACAAUAAGCAUGAAAAAGUAUGAAGAGGUUUAUACCCCAGAAUCUCGUGAUCCUACUGAAGACCUGCCGUCUGUCUGGACACAAAUGGAAAGAGGAGCCGUAAGUUGUCAGUCUCUCACCUCAGGCUCCAGCUUCUACAUUGUCUAUGACCAUCAUUAGAUAUAUAAAAAAAUAUAUAUACAUUUCACCAGACCGAUAUAACAUACAUUGUAUUUGAUACAUCACAUAAAAAAUAAGUAAUACUAAAAGGACAAUAACUAAAACAAGUUAUUUUGUUAUUUUUUGCUUUAACAAAUUUUCAACCUUUGAUUACUUCAACAAAACCUAGUCACGAGAAUAAAAUACACAGAUUGUUUUUUUUUUUUUAAAUUAUUAAAAUCUUUUAUUUAAAGCUCUGCUUGUCUUUGUUGCUUUACAAUGAUUUGAAAUAAAUUUUACUUUUGAGGAGAGCCUAAAUAUUAAGACGAUAAAUAACACGUUUAUUCCACAAUCCUAUUACCAGACUAUGUAUUUACUUGAUACCAGGAACUGCUGAAAACAGCUUGGUGAUAAAUACCGUAUUUUCCGGCGUAUAAGACGACUGGCCGUUAUAAGACGACCCCCUACUUUUCCUUUUAAAAUCUAGGGUUUGGGCUGUGCACCAGCUCAUAAGACGACCCCCAGCGUAUAAGACAACCCUCGACUUUUGAAAAGAUUUUCAUGGGUUAAAAAGUCGUCCUAUACGCCGGAAAAUACAGUAAUUUAUUGUUGUCAAAUUUUUCACCUCUUUGGCAUGACAUUUAGUUUGUGUUACUGAGGUUAUUAUUAAAUAGAAUUUGUCAGAUGCUUUAAUUUCAUUCAACCUGUGUUGCAAGAGUAAAAUUUUACUAUGAAUUCAGUCAACAUUAUUGUUUAAAAAUUAUCCACAGCCCAUUAUGGUGUUUGAAGUUGUCCCUGACACAGAAGAGUACACUGCCCUUGCUUUACAGUUUCAUGAGACACUGGACUUUCCACGCUAUGAAAUAGUGCGCAUCAUUCGUGUGCAGAACCCAAUUUUAUGGAAAUAUUUUGCCCUGUGAGUGUUUAAUUUUUUUUCUGCUUGUCAGAAAUUCAUUUGUAAAAUACAUGCUUAUGACAUUGAAAACAACCUAACCUCAAGCUUAUCUCUUGUAGACAGAUAUGUGACUUUUGGAGACCCUUGCCACUUUUCGGUUUUUUGUUUUUAGCUAUUUAAUGCCAUUUAAAAUAGUUUCCAUUAAAUUUGUUCCACAUCACAAGUUGGGCCCCAUUCAAUAUCCAAGGCUCCCUGCAGCCGCAUGGGUUGCUGGGGCCAUGCCAUGACAUUGCUUGUUGAUAAUAACAAAUGCAAUCUACAUGUUAAAGACAGUGACAGACAUGAUGACCAAAUUAUGUUUUUCUUUCAGGAAGCGAAGUGAGAUGGUUCAGGAGAAUGAUGGCAUGGAUGUAGCAGAGAUUAAGUUGUUCCACGGUACACACAGAUCCACUCUGGAGGCUAUUGCCAGGAAAGGUUUUGAUUGGAGAUUGAGUGGAAAACACGGAACUGUUUUUGGGUGUGGUGAGUAGAGAAAACUCAAAUCAUUCUUAGAUCUACAAUUUUGAACCUUAGGGUCUCAUCAAAGACAUAUUUAGAAUGGUUUGAAGUGUUGCAAUUUUUUAAUGUUGAGCCAUUCCACAUAAAUCUUUGAUCCCAUACUUAAAAUGUAGAUGUGUUAUUUUAUCAGUCCCAUUUCUUUUCCGUUCCUAAUCAUAUAAUGCAGCAAUGAAAAAUAUGGUGACAGGGUUUCUUAAACCUUUUACUAUCAUCAAAUACACUACGACAUUUAAAGGUUAUUUUAUAUGGCUGUUUACAUUGUAGACAUAACUUGGAAAACAUUCCUAUAAAUCAGUCCUGCACAACUCAAAAUGUAAGGCGGGCCGUAAUACUUUAUAAAAACCUUGUGCGGGCCAAAAGAAAACAGGGCAGGUCUUGUGCGGGCCAAAGAAAAUAGACAGUGGGAAAGCUAUUUAGAAAAUAAUAAGAAUAAAAAAAAAUUUCGUUACGUCGCGUGCCGCAAAGUGGUGCAACCCGCUGGCCAUAUGUUGUGCAGGCCUGCUGUAAAUCAUUGUUUCAAGUUAUUCAUUUAAAUAAAUAACAUGAUCCCUUUUAUUGAGAUUCUUGGUGUAAGUUUUGUCUGGCCCAGAAUCUGUGUCUGCUGCUGAAAGUGAGCUACGUAAUCGUGAGUCCUAAAAAUGACUAUAAAGAAAACAAAGGAAUUAGGGAUGUUCAUCCGGAUUAGCUAGUGUAACAUGAGAUAAAAGAAGGGGAAACACAAGGUUUUUAUAAAGUAUUACAAAAAAAAAAAGAAGAAAAAAAAAAGAAAGAAAGUUAGUGCUGUUACUAAACGAGGAACAACAGAGACAUUUGUCGCAUUACUACUGAUCAAAGCAAGGUCUGUGCAUUGAGAAAAGCCUUGAAAUAUACCACACACAUGCCCUCUUGUUACAUUUAAAUAAAUAUAUAAUGACAGGUGUCUGUUUCACUGUCAGUUAUAUAAAUAUAUGACAGAAGUGUGUUUCACUGACAGUUAAAUAAAUAUAUAAUGACAGGUGUCUGUUUCACUGUUAGUUAUAUAAAUAUAUAAUGACAGAAGUAUGUUUCACUGACAUUUAAAUAAAUAUAUAAUGACAGAAGUAUGUUUCACUGACAUUGAAAUAAAUAUAUAAUGACAGAAGUAUGUUUCACUGACAGUUAAAUGAAUAUAUAAUGACAGAAGUGUUGUUAACGUGUUUACCCCACUUUUCCCGUGCCAUGAACUCUGGUUGACCCCACAUUAGACGGCGCUCGCAUUGGCCGUUGCAUAUUUUUCCUUUCAUUUAGUCGUUGUUUUCCACAACUAUCAACUAAAAAUAACUAAUAUAUUCUAAUAGAAUUUUGAGGAGACUUCGGUAAUUGACUAGAAAGAUAAACAAUGUAGAAGACAUUUCUAGAAGCGGUGGUCCUACCGACGCAUAGAUAUAAAAAGGGGAUUCAGAGAUUCAUCGAGAGAGAUUCGAUUAUAUAUUUUUCACUUUACGAGACAAGUGUAUUAUUGUGUGUACUCAUAUGUGUUUAUUCGCAUUCAUCAUUGUACUUUAUUAAUUGGCACAUUGUACUGUGUACCGGUACAAGACUUCUCAUACUCUUUAAGUUGAUGAUUGUAAUUAUAUUUCUUUUGUUUUGUAAUUAUAUUAAUACUUAAAUAAAUCUUAUUAAUUGUGAUUAGUACUGUUUUGAGUGUUGUAUUUUUGCUAUCGUAUUUCUAUAUGGUAUCGUCCUUUGUUAGGCACUGUUUAAAACGAGUCAGUAACUUAAAAUAAGAGAUUAAUUUCUCACAAUAGAAGCCAGUGCGUAACAAGUGUAUUUCACUGACAGUUAAAUAAAUGUUUGGGAUUCAAUAAGUUUUAUUACAAGGUUAUUACCAUUAACUUUUGUUACAUUUACAUUAAUUUAUCCUGUGAUCUUGACCUUCUACUAUGGUUACCUUGAUACAAACCCCAAAACAUUGUUCUUUGAUCUUUCAUGAUGUGUAUAUACAUUCAAAAAUUUUACUUUAAAAAAUCACAAUGGACUUGUAUGACAAUGCAUUUAAUGAGUAUUUCCUGUCUCCAGGUUCUUACUUUGCCAAAGAGUCCAGAUAUUCCCACGGCUACACAGACCGUGCUGGCAGUGGAGUGAGUGUACGGCUGGGAGGUACACCAAGCACAAUGUUCCGACCAAUCUACAGUCGAGGUGUUGGUGCACCCCACGGCCAUUUACGACCACUCCCUGUGUACAACCUGGCCCAGCCGACAGUCACACCUUUAAUGGGCCUGCCCACUUCACUCCUGUCACAGACCCACCCCCCGCAACCCCCGCCUGCUCACUUCCACCUGCCGCCUCCCCCGCCCGCUCAUGGCCAGAUGUCUUCUUUGCAAGUACCGGCCCACAAUCAGACCUCUGGACCUCAACCAAUACAACAUACAUCAGCAACUACCGGCCUGCUGUCUUCUGGAUCCACCAGCCUCCCCUCUUCCAAUAAUGGUCCUCUCUUAGUUUCAUCAUCAGCUAACUCCCCCUUCCACUUUAAUGCUAGCCAGUCAUCUACCUUGAAAUCUGUUAGACAAGCUGUGCUCAACACACAUGGCUUUCUAGACUCGCUUCUUGGUGUGAAUUCAAAAUGUAAUUCAAACUGUGGGGGCGCCCGUCCUCCCAUGGGUCCCCUAACAUCUUCAGUUCCAUCUCAGCUGAAUGGUGCACCGUUUGUCAAUACUCGCUCACUGUUUCCUUCAGGUUCCUGUUCUUCAAACUCAAAUCCAUGGCUUACCAAUAUUUUCAACACUGGCUCAGGUCCAGAGGCUGGUAGCAGUUGCAAGUUGUCAGACAAUAGCAGUAAUAACAGUGUCAACUCUAGCUGCCUGUAUGCCAACAAGGCUAGUGUGAACAAAGUCAAUGGCAAGACCGAUGGAUCCUCUGAAACUAGUCAGGCUGGAGGUAGAGGUUCGACUGACCUGGCAUCGGUCUUCUGUCAGGAUGCCAAACCAGACAGCCAUUUUAUGUUUGUAGCUCGUGUUCUGGUAGGACGCCACACUGGCGGUUCCUCAGGUCUGAAACGUCCUCCGCCCCUUGAUCAGAACAACCCAUUUGGGAAGUGUUAUGAUUCAUGUGUGGAUAACAUCUUUUCACCUCAGGUGUAUGUUAUAUUUGACAGCAACCAGGCCUACCCGGAGUAUGUCAUCGAGUACACCUGGAGCAAGGAUCAAGAAAUGUAA
This is a messenger RNA of Lymnaea stagnalis (great pond snail), 7597 nucleotides long. The record is from the annotation of a GenBank genome assembly. NCBI's taxonomy places the organism in Eukaryota, Metazoa, Mollusca, Gastropoda, Lymnaeidae.